AUGCCUGAAACCAAGGUGGCACACAAUGUUGUGAGUUACAAUGCGGUGCUUGAUGCCGUUCACGGCAGAGCCCAAGCCGCUGACCUCUUUCGCAAAGCCAGGAAGUCUGGUCACUUCACCGACUUGUGCAAGAAGGGUCCCACCUAUCUAGAUCUGCAUGACAUGUCGGCUGGUGCUGCUUGGACGGCCGUGGAAUGGUGGUUUGCUGAAGUCCUGCCAACAGUUUUCCAGCAAAGCAAGCCUCGGACCUGCGUCAUCAUUACCGGCUGGGGCAAGUCACGAGAGCUGUGGCAGCGGUCAGACAACCAGUCUUUCAUCAUGGCCAAGCU
Symbiodinium pilosum is the source of this 329-nucleotide messenger RNA. The record is from the annotation of a GenBank genome assembly. Lineage: Eukaryota; Dinophyceae; Suessiales; Symbiodiniaceae.